AUAAAAGAGCAGCAGAACAAAAUGACUAUAUUACUGACUGCUUUAAUUAUAGCCGAGCAUAUGGUGGGAAAUAACAAAUAUGGAGAAAGUCAGUCCAGCAUUAUCCUCCAUCUCUGUGUGGAUCAGCUCCUCCCCCAUGCGUGCAGGGCUUCAUUUGAUGAAAUCCUUCAACUUGGACCACUUUUUUUUUUUUACAACACUGCAUUUGAGCAACGCCACAACUUGCGCAGCACUUCCUCUUCCACAGCCGAGUGGCAAUUUACACCCCGAAAAGACAAAGAGAAGAGUGAGGGAAGAGAUCGUCUUGCAUCCUCAGCAUUCUUCUCUGCCGCCAGCGAUGGACAGGGAGGUCAUAUUUCGCCCAAAGUGGCACAGUGCGUUUUGGUUUUUGAUUUUGAUGAUGCUCUGUUUCUUUCAUGCCGCCAAAGCUGAGAUAACUUGCAGGUCGUGCCAUUUUGGGAAUAAGUGGCGUGCACAGGAAUUAAUGCUGAAAUUCGACACAAGUGAAUCCACAACUGGAUUAGAGAGAGAAGUUUUUGGACACGGAGACGGGGCAGUGAGAUCCGGGGCGGCAAGUGCCGAAAGUCGGCGGCUCCGUUGCGCAGCAGGUUCCGCUGAAUGCGCUCCAGAGAUUCGGGCGGAAUACGCGGAGCCAAGGCUGCAACGGAAUACAGACACCCGGCACGCAGAAGGCGAUACUGGCGAGAGCGAGUUCGCAAAGAUGAAAGUUUCCAAUGUCAAAACGAGUGGUGAGCAGAAGACCAGCGCUGGGGCCACCCGCUACAGAAAGCGCGCCAGAAGGAACAGUGAUGAUGAUGAUGAUGAUGAUGAUGAUGAUGAUAAUAGGAGAUCCGCCGGUUCAGCCCAAAGUCAAGACGCUGGAGAGGACAUGCGCUCAGCGGCUGGACGCAGAGUGACCCGCUCUGAAUUGCGCUGGAGCGGAGCGGAGCGGAGAGCUGCCGGUCCGAAGCAAGAGGAGCUAAAACUCAACAGUUCAACAUUCGCCUUGACCGGGGAUUCAUCUCACAACCAGGCUAUGGUGCACUGGUCCGGGCAGAACAGCAGUGUGAUUUUGAUGCUGACCAAACUCUUUGACUUCAACCUCAACAGUGUGACAGAGAGUUCAUUAUGGAGGUCAACUGACUACGGAGCAACGUACCAGAAGCUGAAUGACAAAGUAGGAUCGAAGACAAUACUCAGUUAUUUGUACGUGAGUCCCAACAACAAGAGAAAGAUCAUGCUGCUGACUGAUCCGGAGGUGGAGAGCAGUCUCCUGAUCAGCUCCGAUGAAGGCGCUACCUACCAGAAGUACCGGCUGAGCUUCUACAUCCUCAGCCUGCUCUUCCACCCUGAGCAGGAGGACUGGAUUUUGGCCUACAGCCACGACCAAAAGCUCUACAGCUCGGUGGAGUUUGGGAGAAAGUGGCAAGUGGUGCACGAGAGAGUGGCCCCCAACCGGUUCUACUGGUCAAAAAUGGGUUUGGACAAAGAGCCGGGCUUAAUUCACCUGGAAACCAGCAUCUCUGAAGGACAGGCGCUGUAUGUCACCUGCAAGCUGCAGAACUGCACCGAUGCCAACAAGGGCAAACCAUUCCCCGGCUACAUUGACCCCAAUUCUCUGGUGGUACAAGAUGAGUAUGUCUUUGUCCAGGUGUCAGCCGCAGGGAGGCCGAUCUACUAUGUGUCUGCUAAAAGGGAUGUCUUUACACCAAUGAAGCUGCCCAAGUACACACUUCCCAAGGACCUGCAUGUGAUAAGUACGGAUGAAAACCGAGUGGUUGCAGCGGUACAGGAGUGGAACCAGAAUGAAACCUACAACCUGUACGUGUCGGACACGUCGGGGGUCUACUACACCCUGGCUCUGGAGAAUGUGGUCAGCAGCAUGGGCCCUGAGGGCAACGUCAUGGUCGACCUCUACGAGGUAGCGGGAAUAAAGGGGAUGUUCCUCGCCAACAGAAAGACGGAGAACCAAGUGAAGACGCACAUCACCUACAACAGAGGCAGAGACUGGAGUUUACUGCAGGCGCCCAGCAAAGACCUGAGGGGCAACAGCAUUCACUGUGUGCUACCAUACUGUUCAUUACAUCUCCAUCUCCACGUGUCUGCGAAUCCCUACACAUCUGGAAACAUAGCCAGCAGGGACACAGCGCCGGGGAUCAUUGUAGCAUCAGGCUCCAUCGGCUCAGAGCUGUCCACCAGUAAUGUCAGUGUGUUCGUCGCCUCGGAUGCAGGAAACACAUGGAGACAGAUCUUUGACGAGGAGUAUGCACUGUUGUAUCUCGACCAAGGAGGAGCCUUAGUCGCAAUAAGGCACACUCCGCUUCCCAUCCGACACCUGUGGUUGAGCUUUGAUGAAGGACGCCAGUGGAACAAGUACAGCUUCACCAACACGCCUCUGUUCGUGGACGGGGUGCUGGGAGAGCCUGGGGAGGAGACUCUCAUCAUGACGAUAUUCGGCCAUGUCAGUCAUCGCUCGGAGUGGCAGCUGGUGAAAAUCGACUUCAGGUCCAUCUUCAACAGGAGGUGUACAGAGGCGGAUUAUCAGACGUGGCACCUACACAACCAGGGCGAGCCGUGCCUCAUGGGGGUGAAAAGAAUCUACCAGAAGCUGAAGCCCACGUCCAGGUGCGUUAUGGGAAAGACGUACUCCGUGUCAAUGACGUCGGGCCCCUGUGAUUGUACAGAGGCUGACUUUGAAUGUGAUUAUGGCUACGAGAGACGAACCAACGGCAAGUGCACCCCCGCCUUUUGGUUCCAUCCAUCAACGAUGUCCAGGAGUUGCACCACAGGGAUGACUUUCCUUAACAGCACCGGCUACAGGAAAGUGGUCUCGAAUAACUGUACAGCUGGAGUCAGUGUGGAGUACACAGCCAGGAGGCAGCAGUGUCCUAUCCAAGCACCCAAAGGUCUCCACUUGGUCACCAGAGAGGGAACGCUGACAGCCACACUGGGCACCAACGUCACCUUCCUUGUCUUUCUGGAGGAGGGCGACGGGGCGCGGACAAGCAUCACGCUGGACUUCGGAGACGGCCACGCUCUGACCUACUCCAAUGUGAGCUCCAUUGAGGACGGGAUCAAACACAUCUACAAAGCUGUGGGAAUCUACCGGGUGACUGCCACCGGGGAGAACAUCCUCGGCUCAGAGACUGUCAUGCUCUACCUGCACGUAACAUGUCAGCUGGAGUACAUCCAUCUCUCAGCUCCCUUUGUGGCGGUGAGGAAUAAGGAAGUGAACCUGACUGCUGUUCUGUGGCCCAGCCAAGUGGGAACGGUCACCUACAUCUGGUGGAUCGGAAAUAACACAGAGCAGCCAGUAAUCACCCUAGAGGGUAGUGUGGCCUGCACGUUCUCCCGGGAAGGCAUCAGUACAGUCACUGUGCAGGUGUCUGCAGGGAAUACUAUUCUGCAGGACAGAAAAAACAUCGCUGUCCACGAAUAUUUCCGCUCUCAUCUGCUUGCCUUUUCAUCAAACCUGGACGACCACAACCCUGAUGUUGCAGAAUGGAGGCUGGAUGUGAGCCGAGUCAUCAAGAACUCUCUGAUCCAGGCCACAGGCGUAGCAGAGGACCAGCUUCUGGUCACCAUCCUCCCAGGUUUACCCACAGCAGCAGAGUUCUUUCUUCUUCCUGACAAACAGUUAACUGAGGGGAAAGCAGAGAAGAGCUCUGCUCAUUUAGAUCAGCUCUCUGAGAUUCUGCUCAGCUCCUUAAAUCAAAACCUUGUCCAGUUCACGUUGCGGCCAGGGGUCCAAGUCACCGUGUACGCAGCACACCUAUCAGCAGCGCCUCUAGUGGACACCAGCGAGAACCACAGUGGCUCUGCCAUGCUAAUGCUGUUAUCAGUGGUGGUUUUGGGUUUAGCUGUAUUUGUCAUCUACAAGUUCAAGAGGAAGAUCCCAGGCCUCAACGUCUAUGCGCAGAUGCAGAACGAAAAAGAACAAGAAAUGAUGAGUCCAGCUAAUCCAACAGAGGGCACACCCAGUUCGCAGCAGGACUUGGUGCAUUCUUUGGAGAUUCUGGACACAGAGUUUAACUCACGGCCCAUAGGAUGUAUGAAACCUCAUGUACAUGUGAAAUUCUCUACAGAACUCCCCACGUACAUCGUCUAAACUUUGGAUUGGAUUACCAUUCCAGCUGCGUCAUGGAUAUAUUUUUUUUUUUCAUUUGGGACACAAUGGUUUUGAGCUUUAUACCUGUGCGUGUUGGACCUUGCUGACACAUACUGUGCUCUGUUCAAACCAGAAGAGACUGUGUACAGGUUAUAAUUUUCUUUCAACAUAUGAUAGGAACCCAUACAAGUCAGAUACAUAAUUCAGAGGGAGCACCAGCAUGAUCUAGAGAGGGUAAAAAAUGAAAUAAGUAACACUGUUUUGGUUUUGCUUACAUAUCCGAGAUUGGUUUGCUGUUGUAUGAAGCUAACAGCAGUAGGAUAUUAUUUAUUCAUAUGAAUAUACUUUCAUGAAGUAUGUUAUUGAAGUGAAUUACACAUUUAUUUUGUAAAUCAUGAAUGUCUAUGUUAUAAAUUUGUGUACUUUAAUAACAAGUGUCAUACUAAACAGAAAUGUUGUUAUAAAAUGUGAAUAGGGUACUUCAAAGCUUUUGGUCCAUUGUCUCUUGGAACGCUGAUUAAUGGCACAAUACACAUUUUCUACUGAAACAUUUUCCUUUUUUCCAGAUUUUAAUUUAUUAACAAAAAUACGGGGUUUGGUUUUCUGCAUAAAUUGAACCUUUGCUGUUAAUCUAAUGCUUCUGGUACUAUUCAUGAUACAUACCAGUUUGUAAAAUGUGUUGUGCUUUAGAAUAAGUGACCACUCGAUGCUACGAUGCUACACUGCACCUUCAGGCUGCAAGUGAUCGAAUACAAGAAUUUACAAUUUUUCGGAAUAGAGGAAGAAACAGGAGGUAACAGGAGGACUAUCUCAAAAAGAAAAGUAUUCCAAAGUGGUUCGCAGCCUCACCCCCGAUCAAAGCCAAUAUCCCUACUGGAGGCGGAGUACAAUUUAUCAAAGCUCUGAUUCACGAUAGCAGAUGGAAUGAGAUACAACCACUUUGUGGGAGAAUCCAAAGAGCAUGGCGGCGAGAAAGAGAGAGAGGUGCUAAGAGAGAUGGAAGAGUGCUUAUUGGGGCCAAGACGCAUUCAGAGUGUUCUAUUGAACAGAAUAAGAAGAGGUUGCACUCUUGAAUACUUAAUGUGGCCAGUCAAGCUCAAGGCUGGUUAAGGUUGGUGACACAUUUAGGCUAAUGUCCCGACCCGCUCUCGAGUAGCACCCAUCUUCAUCCCAGCUCAUUAUAUCACACUGUAGGAGCAGGAGAACUAGAGCGCAGAUGCUACCAGGCUACACAGAUGGUUAGCUUGUUCGGAGGACUGUCAAGCCCCGUGGUACUGUGUGUGCGAAAUCUGACAGAUGUAAAUGCCUGAUUGAUGCCUUUCAAAUCUUCAGAGGCAACCUUUCCGGAUUAGUUUUCCCUCUUUUUAUUCUGUGGAGAUGUGGGAAUACAGGGAGAGUGUGGUUUUGUCAACUAUAGAUGCUCUUUUCUACGAUUGUUCAGUGGUGGCUGUACAGAAAUGCUCAUAAUAAAUAUACCCACAAUACAAUCAGUAGAGAAUGUAACUGUGGUCUGUACUGAGGAGCGAUGAUUAGACACUUGCCCGCAACACACACUGGCUGCUUUGCAUAGCGUUGCUUCAUUUGGUCCACUGAACACGAUGCCAAGUGAGGAGUAGUUUACAGCGAUUGAAUUCAGACGGGACGCAAGUGAAACACAAGAUGUUGAGGGAUAUUAGGGGAGGCAGGACUGGCCAGUAAUGAAGGAAUAUAUAGGGGUCACAAGUUCAAAAAGGAAUCCAGUUGACAGUAUUCAUUGGUAGCUCUGCAGUGAAAAUACCUGCCAAGAACAUCAUUAUUCCGAACCCUGGGAUUGCUCCUUAGAUGGACUUUAAGAUUGCCAGUAUGAGGUAAUGUUUCUCACACAAAGUCACGUAAACGUAUGAUGUAAGUGGAAGGUUGCUUACUGUACAAGAUUGGACUACCAACCAGGCAAUUUCGGAUUUGGCCCAGAGCCUUAGGGGGACUCGAGGACGCCAGGUUUACUGUGUAUGAAUUAGUUUGCGAUAAUCAAUUUAUUUCAAUAUGAGUUUAUUACUACUGUGUGUACCACUAAUAUUCAUUAUCAAUUUAAAUGACAAGGAAGUGUGUAGGAUUAGGGGGAUACAUUGAAAUAAAUAGAUUAUAAUAUUCAUAUCUAAAAUCUGUGUGUAAUCACCUGAAACUAACAAUUGCUGUGUCUUCGUAGCUUAGAAUGAGUCCUUCAUAUCUACAGUAUAUAGGGAGCGGGUCCUCACGUCUGCCAUGUUUCACCGCCAUGUUUUUACAGUAGCACAGUAUGGACAAACCAAACACUGGCUCUAGAGAGGGCCUUUCAUGUUUUUACACAACCUGAAGGCCACCGUAGUUCUCCGAAAUGCUUGGAAAAGGGGGUGAGCGCACACUCCUUUAAGGCCAUGUUUGCAUCAUUACCAAUUGCAAGGCCCCAUCUUGUACAUUUUUUGAUUUUAGGAUGUAUUAUGCUACAUGGAACAUUUUCAAGUUACCACCAACUAAUUACUGACUACAGAGUAGGUUACUCAAGUCCUGGUUACUUAUUUACACAACGUUCAAGUCGGGUGUGUCACGCUGAAAGAUUGGAUGUCAUACAAUUGCUGCUCUUCUGGUCUGUUGAUGUGCAUCAGUGCUAAGAAGUAAGAUGAUGGCGUAUCCUGGCAGUGUGCUCACACGUAAAGAUACAAACAGCCUCAAGCUUGAUUUUUUUUUUUUUUUUUUUGAGCAUGUAGGUUUGAAGUCUGAAUGGUCAGGUAUUUUCUCAUGUUGUCACUAUCGGUGCAGAACAAAGCAGUUCAUUGCCAGAGGCAUGUGUUGCCAUGCACUGUUUCUCUUAUGCAAGUCUCUGUUGCUUGUUACUAGUGCAGUGCCCGUAUGGGGUGUGGCCCGUGUGGAACGGGUCGAUUGCUUGACUCCCAGUGGUGCUGCUUGCAGGGUUCUGACAAACCGCUCAGCGCUCGUUGACUUCAGGGAAGUGAGGAAGAGUUCGGUUGAAAAGUUAGUCGGUCCAGCAUCCAGCGCUGCGGACAACAUGUUUGACUCAGUCCGCAGAGCCCCGAAGCCCCGCCCCCGCUGCUUAACAGAGCGCUAUCGCUUGUUAGCUCAAAGUUUAUUGAUAUGUCACGUUGCACCAACUUCAGUGCUGCACGUCCUUGGGCCCCCAGCAAUACACCGCCAAAUGCAAAGUAGAUCAGAUGAAUGCUUCUCAAGACAUACGGCGGGCACACACAGUCUCACUGACACACACACGCGCACACACACACACACACACACACACACACAGACGUUAAGUUGUGCUAUACAGAGUACGUUUGAGUCUUUGAGUGGUUGUGGACAGUGCCAUUGGGACACUGUAAACAGCCUGUCUCAAUUUCAGAGGUUAGUAUUUUUUGGAUGAUACAUUUCAAUUUAAAAUGAAGCGUUUAUAUGUCACAGCUGCAUGCGAAGAUGAUUUUGGUAACAACUCUGGCAUCCGUCUUCAUUUCCACUGUAGCUGUAUAUGUUCCAUCUGAAAUUGCAGGACAGACUUUGCACUCAGCUAUGAAGUGAUGUAUCUUGUUCCAUUGCAUGGUGUAAAAGGGUUAUUUAACAUACUGGAGGUGAUUUCUGAAGAUCAGCAACAUCAAUGAAAGAUUUAGGAAUGUAGCAAUACAAUAAUGAUUGGAUUUUCUAUGAUUAAGGAAAUUAAGGAAUUGUUUUUAAGUUUUGCAAAAUAAGGAUUUAAAGUACUGAGUAGUAUUUUGUUCAAAUUUAGAAAAGGGGUUCUGGCACUGAUUUUAACAGCUUGAGGGAGACAUACAGUAGCCUGAAACCUCAGACCACAGGGAACAAAAAAAUGACCAGAUCAGGAGGUCUGUCAUGAUAAAAGCCCCUUCUGCCUGUGGGUUUCAUUGGGGGAAGGUCAAACUGGUAGGAAGUCCUGGUAACUCGAGGGAUCUGGGGCCUCCUGGUUCGUGGAAGCUGGGAUGCACCUGAGAGUGAAACUGAAUCAAGCCGUAGAUCUACUCUUUAUUCCUCUCCCUCCCUCCGUCUUUCUCUCUAUCUCAUCUUCCCUGCAGAAUUAGCAAGAUUAUUAUUUUUGUAGACAAAUAUUAAUAAUAAUAAAAAAAAGAGUUUUAUUACUGUACAGCUUUUGUAUAAGAACAGACGGUCAGGUGUUACAGUGUUUUUGUUUGACCUCAACUGUGCUGUGUGUAAUUGUUUUAUGCAUUUAUAAUCAUAUUUAUUAAAUGGAAAGAAGUCUGUUAACUGUGUUCUCAUUUUCUUACAAUAUUUGUAAAGAAAUACUAUGUAUUUGAGGAAGUAAUAUUCAACCUAUAAAGAAAAAAAAACAAGCCUGUGUUGGUAUUUUAUUCUACAUACAUAUACUUAUAUAUGUAUUUUGACAUUUGCAAACAUGCAACGAUACAAUUUGAGCUCAAAGUUCCACUCAGGUUUAUUUUUACAAUCUUUCAAUCGCACAUUGUUGUCCUCAGAGAACAGAGCCGGCUUCGGCAUUCACAUUUAGAUCAAGUGAUGACGCCUGUUUUGCUGAAGAAAUCCAUGAAAUGAGAUUGAAAUU
Molecule: messenger RNA, 8660 nt
Organism: Anarrhichthys ocellatus (wolf-eel)
Lineage: Eukaryota; Metazoa; Chordata; Actinopteri; Perciformes; Anarhichadidae
Gene: sorcs1
Product: sortilin-related VPS10 domain containing receptor 1
Exons: 27
Coding region: 80-4108 (1342 amino acids)
Biological process (GO): post-Golgi vesicle-mediated transport
Cellular component (GO): Golgi apparatus; membrane
Molecular function (GO): protein binding
Source: RefSeq, a predicted model, not a curated record